AUGCUACUCCUAUCACUCUCCCUUGUCUCGGCCUCUAUCGCAGACACCCCCAAAACACCCCAGAAGAAGAAAGCGUGUGGUUGGGAACUCAUGCAGAACUUCAACAUCUCCAUAGGCAGUCUGGGUGCCUUGUACGCGAAACAGACAGGCGAUCGCUCCCUGUGCACCCGCCAGGACGACGCCUCAGAGUACUGCACUUGCAUUUACGAGUGUGGAAAUGGGGUUUGGAGUCAUCAUCAAGCCAAGAGACAUGAAGACGAUGAUGGCAAUGAUGAUCACAAUGAUGAUGAUAAAAGUACUACUCAUGUUAAUGCGUGGACUUGGGAACAAGGUUGCGGAAAGUACUGUCAUGCUGGCGUGUGUGAUGGUCAGGUUUAG
Molecule: messenger RNA, 378 nt
Organism: Bipolaris oryzae ATCC 44560
Lineage: Eukaryota; Fungi; Ascomycota; Dothideomycetes; Pleosporales; Pleosporaceae
Exons: 2
Coding region: 1-378 (125 amino acids)
Source: RefSeq, a predicted model, not a curated record